AAUUUACUCAAUAAUAAAAGAACCCAAACGGGUUGUACGGGACUCCAAAGUCAUCACCUCUUUUUUCUUCUUCCGGAAGAAAGGUUUCCUGGAUCAGUGGAUCCUGCUUCGCACUUCAUAUCAUCCCUUCACCUCGAAUCAUCUGCAUCUGUCAAGCACUUCAAAACACAAAACAAAAAAUCAUUCUGAAUUCUUUCCCCAAUAGAAUGGAGGGCGAGGAUGAGAUCAAGCAGAAACUGCAAGAAUUGCAGAAACAGUUAGGUAAAAAGCAAUCGUUCGAGGAAGCGGUUUCCAAAGUCAGAUCUCUGCUGUGUCAAUAUUACCCGUCUGCUUCCCCUUCUCUCAGAACAUCGUUCUAUUCUGUCGUGUGUCGUGCUGCAACAAUUUUAAGGACAAGAUAUACAUCACCUGGGUUUUGGCAUGCUGGAUUACAACUUUUCCUUGAUGCUGAAAACCUUAUGUCAGAGUUUUCUGAGAAGAAACAUUUGCAGGACUGCAUUGCUCAAUCACGAAAUCACCUUGGCGAAGUGGCGAAUCAGCCUGAUAACUCAGCAUCUGUAGACAAUCGGCCGAGAGGAUUUCUAUUUGAGGGUCAUCUAACUGUUGAUCCUGAGCCUCCACAACCUGAUUGGCUUGUAAUGUCAAACCUUCUGAGUGCUUCGGUGACAUUGUCUAAUGGACAGUCUUCUGAAGAGCAUGCAGCCAACAGUAACACGUCAGAUGAUUCUAUUGUAACCAACCUACUUCAGCAACUGGCUGAUAGACAUGAGGACAUUAUCCCAAUGAUUUUGGAUGAUGCACCUGUUGUCCCUAGAGCACCUCCUGCUAGUAAAGAGGUUGUGGCAAAGCUUCCAGUUACUAUCGUUACAGACGAAUUUUUAGCAAAGCUUGAUGCUAAUGCUGAAUGUGCCAUCUGCAAGGACAAUUUGGUUCCAAAUGAUAUGAUGCAAGAAUUGCCUUGCAAGCAUAUGUUUCACCCUCAUUGUUUGAAACCCUGGUUGGAUGAGCACAAUUCUUGCCCGAUAUGCCGUCAUGAGUUGCAAACUGAUGAUCAUAAAUAUGAAAGUUGGAAGGAAAGGGAAAAGGAAGCAGAGGAAGAGAGGAAAGGAGCUGCAAAUGCUGUUCGCGAGGGUGAAUAUAUGUAUGUGUAGAUUUAAAAUAUUUGGCUCUAAAUCUGUAAUGAUAAAUUCCCGACACUCAUAAAUAGAUAUUUCCACAUGUCCGGAUGUAUUUUUCCGAGUAACUAAAACCACUUACUCCCUACACUCACCCACAGUCACCAAGACCCCUUGGAUUUUCCCGGUGGUAUUCUUGUGCAGAAUUCUUCUCAUUUUCUAUCUCUACCUUGGUAGUGUGUAAAACCCACACACACACAGAGAACUCUUCACAUGGCUAGUUAAAUAGGCAACAAAGGAGCAUAUGAACAAAGGAAUAAAAGACAAUCAAGAAAUGGCCGACACCUAGCAUUCAAUGCAUCCAUCCCAUUUUUCCUUUGUUAUCUUCUCUUUGUUUUCCAUCUUUUCAUGUCCUUAUUUUUUUUCUUUCUUUUUGAAUAUUUAAUCAAUAUUUCUAACAAACUCCACCUUGAUUAAAUAAUUAAAACCAUUAUAGUUCCACCUCACUUGUCCCAUGAGAUCAACGAUAUUCCAAAAGAAAAAAAAUCUCCUUGGCCCCACCUCGAUUUUGCUCCAUCGAGAUCACUGUACUGCCGCCAUGAAAAUUUUCCAAUGAUUCUAUCUUGCUCAAUACCGCAAGAUUUUCGCCACCCUUUUUUUGUCUCCAUGGCUCCACCUUGUUCAAUACCACAAGGUCUCUGCCACUUCCAGUCGCCGUUGUACUCGUGACUCCAUCUCAACCAACCCGUCAAGAUCACCGCCACUACCUUAGCUCAUUAGAGUUUUAACCCUCCACCUCGAGCAAAAAAAAUGACAACCCACCUUUGUUAACACUCUCUGAGACCACCCCUCUAGCAAUUAGCUUCAUUCGAUCUGCCCAUCUUGCACCACCGCAGCAACACCUACGGGACACGCCGCCAGACCUCUUCUUGCCGGGAAGACUUUCGACACAAGACAUAAGUUGAAGUUUUUCACUCUGCUAGACCACCGAUCUCCUCAAGUCCCGCUCCCGCACCAUACUUCACAAAGCCAGCAUGCCGCUUCGUACCCGGUCCCCAUGCCCUCCACUUUGUUCCUAAAGUCCCAUGGUCGCUUCUGGCCAAAACCGACCAGUCCCUGAGUUCUCAAAAUUUCUCCUUUUAUUGCUUACAAAUCCCUCCUGCCCAGCGGAACCAAGCUCUGAUACCAAUUGUUGGGAUUUUAAGCGCGUAAGAUACCGAAAAAUAUUAAGAACACCAGAAAAAUGAGAGAACAAACACAAGAAGGAUAUAUGAGAGAAAAAAAUUAUAUUUCUACUAUUUCAGGACAAUAUACAAAAACUCUCUCCCUGUUUACAAGGCUAAAUUUCCGACACUCAUAAACAGAUCUUUCCACAUCCUAUGCCCGGAUGUAUUUUUCCGAGUAACUAAAACCAGUUACUCCCUACACUCACCCACACUCACCAAGAUCCCUUGAAUUUUCCCGGUGGUAUUCUUGUGCAGAAUUCUUCUCAUUUUUUCUCUCUAACUUGGUGGUGAGUAA
This is a messenger RNA of Cuscuta campestris, 2636 nucleotides long. Lineage: Eukaryota; Viridiplantae; Streptophyta; Magnoliopsida; Solanales; Convolvulaceae. The record is from the annotation of a GenBank genome assembly.